Messenger RNA from Girardinichthys multiradiatus, 7898 nucleotides. RefSeq names its product acetyl-CoA carboxylase beta (gene acacb). The coding region runs from base 124 to 7410 and encodes 2428 amino acids. The transcript has 54 exons. NCBI's taxonomy places the organism in Eukaryota, Metazoa, Chordata, Actinopteri, Cyprinodontiformes, Goodeidae. The record is from RefSeq and is a predicted model, not a curated record. Gene Ontology annotation, biological process: fatty acid biosynthetic process. Gene Ontology annotation, molecular function: acetyl-CoA carboxylase activity; metal ion binding; ATP binding.
CUGGGAGGAGCUUGAGCCUCCCCUCCAUGGAUGUGUUUACCAUCACUACCGGGAGAAGGAGGAGCUGGCCGGCGGACAGAGGAGGACUCACCGGUUGCUGCUGCCUCAGAAAGAUGUCUUUAAAUGUUCCUCCUUGUAGCUUUGGCAUUCAUCUGGAUAUUAAUGCUACUAUGGAGAAAUAAAACCACAACAGUAGCGAUGCCUGGGAAAAGAGAGGAUUCAGUUGAGAAGGACAUUUCCACUGCACAUGCCUGCUCUCAUGCAAGCAAACCAUCUCCCUCGGCAGCUGCUCCCAAAUCAAAAUGCAAUGAUGGCAACAACCAUCUGGCCAGCUGUGAGUGUGCAGGUCUUUCAGUCAAAGGAGCGAAGUGUGAUCCUCUCCAGGCCUCCCCGAAGGUAAAUUCAGGGCAGGCACCGCUGCCGCAGACCCCACAGAACCCGUCUAAUACCAUCCCACCGAUGCUGAGCUCAAGAUCUGAGCGUCGGGAACGCCUCAAGUUCAUUCUCGGAGCAUCGGAGGAUAAUUCUUCAGAUGAGGAAGUGCUGAUGACAAAACCUCCAAGCGGUGCAUCUCAACCUCUGGUUUCUGCAUCCAGAUCGGCGACUGACCAGGCGUCUGCUGCUGUGCCACCGUCCAGCUCUUUGGUGCUAAAACCUAGCAUGUCUGGUCCUCACUUGGUGAAAAAAGGACGUGAACACAGAAAGAUGGAUCUCCACAGGGAUUUCACGGUCGCCUCACCUGCUGAGUUUGUCACCCGAUUCGGUGGCAACCGGGUCAUAGAAAAGGUGCUGAUCGCCAACAAUGGCAUCGCUGCAGUCAAAUGCAUGCGUUCUAUCCGUCGCUGGUCCUAUGAGAUGUUCCGUAAUGAGAGGACCAUCCGUUUUGUGGUCAUGGUUACACCUGAAGACUUGAAGGCUAACGCAGAAUACAUAAAAAUGGCUGACCAUUAUGUGCCUGUGCCCGGUGGCACCAACAAUAACAACUACGCCAACGUAGAGCUGAUUGUAGACAUUGCAAAAAGAAUCCCAGUGCAGGCUGUGUGGGCCGGCUGGGGCCAUGCAUCUGAAAACCCAAAGCUGCCCGAACUCCUGAACAAAGCAGGGAUAUCAUUCUUGGGUCCAUCUAGUAAAGCCAUGUGGGCUCUUGGAGAUAAGGUGGCUUCUUCCAUUGUUGCCCAGAGCGCUGACAUUCCCACACUACCAUGGAGCGGAUCAGGUCUGAGAGUGGAGUGGAGUGAAGAGGACCAAAGACAGGGACAUGUAAUCAGUGUUCCUCUAGAGGUCUACACAAAGGGCUGUGUCCGUGAUGUAGAUGAUGGCCUGGCAGGAGCUGAAAAAAUUGGUUAUCCAGUUGUUAUCAAGGCCUCUGAGGGUGGAGGUGGAAAGGGCAUCCGGAAAGUUGAAAAUUCAGAUGAAUUUCCAAGUUUCUUCAGACAAGUUCAGACAGAGGUUCCAGGAUCACCCAUUUUCAUCAUGCAACUGGCGCAGCAUGCAAGGCACCUGGAGGUGCAGCUACUGGCAGAUGAGUACGGAAAUGCAAUCUCUCUGUUUGGACGAGACUGCUCCAUCCAGAGAAGGCACCAGAAGAUUAUAGAGGAGGCUCCCGCUACCAUUGCUCCUGCCUCUACAUUAGAGCAAAUGGAGCAGUAUGCAGUGCGGAUGGCCAAGAUGGUGGGCUAUGUAAGUGCCGGCACUGUGGAGUAUCUCUACUCAGAAGACGGAAGCUUCCACUUUUUGGAGCUAAAUCCUCGCUUGCAGGUGGAACAUCCAUGCACAGAGAUGAUUGGAGAUGUAAACUUGCCAGCAGCACAACUACAGAUUGCAAUGGGCAUCCCUCUGUACAGAAUUAAGGACAUCCGAGUGCUUUAUGAGGAAAGUCCAUGGGGUGACUCCAUUGUUAACUUUGAAACUCCAGACUGCAUUCCAAGUCCAAGAGGUCACGUUAUAGCAGCUCGGAUCACCAGUGAGAAUCCAGAUGAGGGGUUCAAGCCCAGCUCUGGCACCGUGCAGGAGUUGAACUUCCGCAGCAGUAAAAACGUCUGGGGGUAUUUCAGUGUGGGGGCCACUGGUGGCCUCCAUGAAUUUGCAGAUUCCCAGUUUGGACACUGUUUUUCAUGGGGAGAGAACCGUGAAGAAGCCAUCUCAAACAUGGUGGUAGCUAUGAAGGAGCUGUCCAUCAGAGGAGAUUUUAGGACUACGGUGGAAUACCUCAUCAAGCUUCUUGAGACCGAAAGCUUCAGAAACAAUGACAUUGACACCGGCUGGUUGGAUCAUCUCAUUGCAGAGAAAGUGCAGGCAGAAAGACCAGAUACCAUGCUGGGCAUUGUUUGUGGAGCUCUGCAUGUUGCUGAUGCUGUCUUCAGAAAGAGCAUGUCAGACUUCCUGCAUUCCCUGGAAAGAGGCCAGGUACUGCCGGCAGAGAGCCUGCUCAACUCUGUCAAUGUAGACCUGAUAUAUGAAGGGGUCAAGUACUGUUUGAAGGUGGCACGCCAAUCCCAGACAACUUACGUCAUCAUUAUGAACGGCUCGGACAUUGAAAUUGACGUUCACAGGUUGAAUGACGGGGGUCUCCUGCUGUGUUACAAUGGCAACAGCCACACUACAUACAUGAAGGAGGAAGUAAACAGCUACCGCAUCACUGUUGGCAACAAGACUUGUGUGUUUGAGAAGGAGAGGGAUCCCACAGUGCUGAGGUCACCCUCUGCUGGUAAACUGCUGCAGUACACAGUGGAGGAUGGAGGGCAUAUUGUUGCAGGAGAACCUUAUGCAGAGAUUGAGGUGAUGAAGAUGGUAAUGACUCUGACCGUGCAGCAGUCUGGUUGCAUACACUUUGUCAAAAGGCCAGGGGCUGUACUGGAGCCUGGUUGUGUCACAGCACGUAUGGAUCUGGACGACUCCAGCACUAUACACAGGGUGGAACUCAACACAGCUACACUACCGCCACAGCAGCCACUGCCCAUGGUCGGGGAGAAGCUUCAUCAAGUGUUCCACAAUGUGCUAGAAAAUCUGGUCAGAGUGAUGGACGGCUACUGCCUCGAAGAGCCUUACUUUAGCACCAAGCUGAAAGAAUGGGUCGCAACCCUGAUGAAGACUCUGAGGGACCCUUCGCUUCCACUGCUGGAACUUCAGGAGAUCAUGACCAGCGUGGCCAGUCGUAUUCCAGCUACUGUUGAGAAGGACAUCCGUAAGGUCAUGGCUCAGUAUGCAAGCAACAUCACCUCUGUCCUCUGCCAGUUCCCCAGUCAAACGAUUGCUAACGUUUUAGACAGCCAUGCAGCCACAUUGCAGAGAAAGGCUGACCGGGAGAUUUUCUUCAUGAACACUCAAAGUAUUGUUCAACUGGUGCAGAGAUAUCGCAGUGGAAUCCGUGGGUACAUGAAAUCUGUGGUUCUUGAUUUGCUGAAGCGCUACCUGCAGGUAGAGAUGCAGUUUCAGCAAGCUCACUAUGAUAAGUGUGUGAUCAACCUGAGAGAGCAGCACAAACCUGACAUGAGUCCCGUGCUUGACUACAUCUUCUCUCACGCUCAGGUGUCCAAGAAGAACAUCCUGGUAACGAUGCUCAUUGACCAGCUGUGUGGACGUGAUCCCACCCUUGCAGAUGAGCUCAUGGUUAUUCUGAAUGAACUCACACAGCUGAGCAAGAUGGAAAACUCAAGGGUUACCUUGAGAGCCAGACAAGUCUUGAUUGCAUCGCAUAUGCCAUCCUAUGAACUGAGACACAACCAGGUGGAGUCCAUCUUUCUGUCAGCUAUUGAUAUGUACGGCCAUCAGUUUUGCCCGGAAAAUUUGAAGAAACUUAUUCUCUCUGAAACCUCAAUUUUUGACGUCUUGCCUAACUUCUUCUAUCACUCCAAUCAAGUAGUAUGCAUGGCUGCCUUGGAGGUGUACGUACGCAGGGCUUAUAUUGCCUAUGAGCUGAAUAGCAUCCAGCAUCAUCAGCUGCUGGAUGGAACAUGCGCUGUGGACUUCCAGUUCAUGUUGCCAUCAUCACAUCCAAACAGAGGGAGCAGCCCUACUCUGAACAGGCUUCCUGUGGCAGCAGGUGGGUCAGGCCAGUUUAAAGUGAAGCGGCAGGGCAGUGAGCUCUUAAUGGACGGAGCCUUGUCUCCACCUUGCCAACGAAUGGGAGCUAUGGUAGCUUUCCAGUGCUUUGAUGACUUCAAAAGGAAUUUUGAUGAAGUUCUGUCGAGUUUCGCUGAACCGCUCUUGGAGAGCGGCUCGUUCUUAGAGUCCUGCUCAAGUUUCUAUGAGGAGGAGAACAUGAAGAACAACAGGGAGAACCCCAUCCACAUCAUUAACGUGUCGAUAAAAACAGCUGACACAGAGGACGACGACGCCUUGGUCACAGCCUUCACCGCCUUCGCUCAGUCAAAGAAAGCCAUUCUUUUUGAGUAUGGGAUCAGGAGAAUGACCUUUUUGAUUACUCAGAAGAGAGAAUUUCCAAAGUUCUUCACAUUCAGGGCUCGAGAUGAGUUCCAGGAAGACCGAAUUUACAGAAAUCUGGAGCCAGCUCUAGCGUUUCAGCUGGAGCUGAACCGAAUGAGGAACUUUGACCUGACAGCAGUCCCCUGUGCCAACAAGAAAAUGCACCUGUAUCUCGGAGCGGCUCGAGUCCAAGAGGGUGCUGAAGUAACGGACUACCGCUUCUUUAUACGGGCAAUUAUGCGCCACUCUGAUCUCAUUACAAAAGAAGCGUCAUUUGAGUACCUGCAAAAUGAAGGAGAGCGCCUCCUGCUGGAGGCCAUGGAUGAGUUGGAGGUUGCCUUCAGUAAUACCAGUGUUCGCACAGACUGCAAUCACAUCUUCCUUAACUUUGUCCCUACUGUCAUCAUGGAUCCAUCUAAAAUAGAGGAAUCAGUUCGCUCCAUGGUGAUGCGCUAUGGUAGUCGUCUUUGGAAACUACGGGUCCUGCAGGCCGAGCUAAAGAUCAACAUUCGCCUGACACCAACUGGCAGUGCCAUUCCUAUCCGUCUGUUCCUCACUAAUGAAUCGGGCUAUUAUUUGGACAUCAGUCUGUAUAAAGAAGUCACUGACCCAAGCUCUCGACAGAUCAUGUUUCAGUCUUAUGGAGACAAGCAGGGUCCGUUGCAUGGUAUGCUGAUCAACACUCCUUAUGUGACCAAAGACCUCCUGCAAGCAAAGCGCUUCCAAGCUCAAACCCUGGGCACUACCUAUGUGUAUGAUGUCCCUGAGAUGUUCAGACAGGCAUUAUUCAAGCUGUGGGUUCCAGGAGACAAAUGUCCUAAAGAUGCGUUGAUGUGCACUGAGCUUGUUCUUGACUCAGAAGGUCGACUUGUUCAGAUGAACCGGCUGCCGGCAGAUAAUGACGUGGGAAUGGUGGCCUUUAAGAUGAAGAUGAAGACCCCAGAGUACCCAGAGGGCAGAGAUAUUAUUGUCAUCUGUAAUGACAUCACUCACAUGAUUGGGUCGUUUGGUCCUCAGGAGGACGAGCUGUUCCUCCGGGCGUCUGAGGUAGCUCGGGCUGAGGGAAUCCCUCGCAUUUACAUCGCAGCCAACAGCGGAGCUCGUAUCGGGCUUGCCGAAGAGGUUAAACAUAUGUUCCAGGUGGCCUGGAUAGACCCUGCUGAUCCCUACAAGGGUUUUAAAUACCUUUACCUGACACCGCAGGACUACACCCGGAUCAGCUCCACCAACUCUGUUCACUGUCAGCAUGUAGAGGAAGGAGGAGAAUCCAGAUAUAUUAUCACUGACAUCAUUGGGAACGAUGAAGGUCUUGGUGUUGAAAACCUGCGAGGUUCAGGAACCAUCGCAGGGGAAUCUUCUCAGGCCUAUGAAGAGAUUAUCACAAUCAGUAUGGUGACGUGUCGUGCUAUUGGAAUCGGAGCCUAUCUGGUCCGUUUGGGACAGCGAGUGAUCCAGGUGGAGAACUCCCACAUCAUCCUGACCGGAGCUGGUGCGCUUAACAAGGUUCUAGGCAGAGAAGUCUAUACGUCCAACAACCAGCUGGGAGGAAUUCAGAUCAUGCACAACAACGGGGUCACACAUACAACGGUUCCUGAUGACUUUGAGGGUGUCUUCACCAUCCUGCAGUGGCUUUCAUACAUGCCAAAGAACAACCACUCCCCUGUGCCUGUUAUAGCAACUACAGACCCAGUAGACAGAGAGAUAGAGUUUGUUCCCACAAAAGCCCCUUACGACCCACGUUGGAUGCUGGCUGGCAGGCCUCACCCCAUGUCAAGAGGUGUGUGGCAGAGUGGAUUCUUUGACCACGGCUCUUUUAUGGAGAUCAUGGGGUCCUGGGCUCAAACUGUGGUCGUAGGAAGAGCAAGGCUGGGAGGAAUUCCCCUUGGUGUAAUUGCUGUUGAAACACGUACAGUUGAGCUCACCAUCCCCGCAGAUCCUGCAAACCUGGAUUCAGAAUCUAAAGUUCUGCAGCAGGCUGGCCAGGUUUGGUUUCCAGAUUCUGCUUUCAAAACAGCUCAGGCAAUAUGUGACUUUAACCGUGAGCAUCUGCCUCUCAUGGUGUUUGCCAACUGGAGGGGCUUCUCUGGGGGAAUGAAAGAUAUGUAUGACCAGGUGCUGAAGUUCGGGGCCUACAUUGUGGACGCCUUGCACAGUUUUCGCCAGCCCGUGUUGGUGUACAUCCCACCACAUGCUGAGUUAAGAGGAGGAUCUUGGGUGGUAAUAGAUCCCACCAUCAACCUGCUGUGUAUGGAGCUCUAUGCUGACAGGCAGAGCAGAGGGGGCGUGCUUGAGGCAGAGGGCACAGUGGAGAUUAAAUUCAGGAGGAAGGACCUACUAAAGGCAAUGAGAAGACUUGAUUCGGUCUACGCCAGUCUGGUUGAGCAGCUCUCUUCACUAGAUCUGUCUGACAAAGAAAUCAAGCAGUUGGAGGAGAAACUCAAAGCAAGGGAAGAAUUCCUGUUGCCCAUCUACCACCAGGUGGCGGUACAGUUUGUCGAUCUGCACGACACUCCAGGCAGGAUGCAGGAGAAAGGAGUCAUCACUGAUAUUUUAAACUGGAAACAGGCACGAACCUUCUUCUACUGGCGUCUGCGGCGGCUCCUGUUGGAACAGGUAGUCAAGUGUGAGAUUAUGGAGGCCAACAAGGAUCUCAGUGAUGGGCACAUGCAGUCGAUGCUGCGAAGAUGGUUCGUUGAAACGGAGGGAACAGUGAAGGCUUAUCUUUGGGAUAACAACCAAGCCGUGGUGGAGUGGCUUGAGAAGCACUUGUCCAUAGAGGAUGGCACCAGCUCUGUCAUUCGAGAAAAUAUCAAGUAUUUGAAAAGAGAAAACGCUUUAAAGCACAUUCGCAGCUUGGUGCAGGCCAACCCUGACACAGCCAUGGAUUGCAUCAUUCACAUGACCCAGACUAUUUCUCCCUCCCAGAGGGCCUCGUUGUUGCAUCUGCUCGCGACGAUGGACACCACUAGCACCAGCACCAGUUAAGCUCUGGGACUUCAUCAACUUGUGCGGUUAAAAAGAACAAAAACUUUAUUGUAGUCUCUUGCACUGUUGAAGUGUGCAAGCACAGAGUUGCUUUAGUGUUAAAAGAUCCAGGACAUAAAGCUAAUAGAACAUCAUUUUAGCACUGAAGUACUAAAAUGUGCAAAGACAGUGAUGAAAAAUCAGUGCUGUUAAGUUUCAUUUUUAUGCUCGUCAUGAUCUACGGGUUUAUUAGUGCCUUGUAUGUUUAAACUAGGAAUUUAGAAAUGUUGACCGGUUCAGUCCAGUAAGCCUUCCUCUCCACUCGACAGCCUAACACUGUAAUGCACACCCCACUUUGCUGUAUUAAGCACAUCAGUGGUAAAUGUUAGGAGCUCAAGUCAAUGCAAUUUUGCUUUACUUGGAUUGUGUGCCAUGUAUUGGGGCUUCUUGAAAUAAAAUAAUUUUGUUUUGGUCCCCAGUUAUUGUUUCUAAUUAAAGUUAUGACAUGA